AUGCCAUUUACGAUGAAGAUCCAGCCGAUUGAUAUCGAUUCACCAGCCGUAGCUCGAGCUGAGUCAGGCAAACCGGUGCUUAAAUCUCGUCUCAAGCGUUUGUUUGAUCGUCCGUUCACAAGAAGCGCAACCACCGAGAAACCAUUCGCCGUCGUCGCCGGUGGUGAAGUAGUAGUUCAGUGCAACCGAGAUGGAAACGCCGUGACUGAGUUCGAGCCGAGUUCCGUUUGUUUAGCGAAGAUGGUUCAGAAUUUUAUAGAGGAAAACAAUGAGAAGCAAGCGAAAUGUGGACGCAACCGUUGCAAUUGCUUCAACGGAAACAACGAUAGUUCCUCCGACGAUGAAUUAGAUCUGUUCGGUGGUUUAACUGAUUCUAUCAACGGCGGAUCUCCUUGCGACGCUUCUGAUCAUCUCAAGAGCUUGAUCCCGUGCACCACCGUCGCCGAGAGGAACCUGUUAGCCGACGCGGCGAAGAUUGUAGAUAAGAACAAAUCCGUCAAGAGGAAAGACGAUAUGAGGAAGAUCGUCAACGAAGGACUCUUAUCUCUCAAUUACGAUUCAUCAAUCUGCAAAUCGAAAUGGGAAAAAUCUCCCUCAUUCCCAGCUGGUGAAUAUGAGUACAUAGAUGUGAUUGUUGGAGAAGAAAGGAUGCUAAUCGAUGUUGAUUUCCGAUCAGAGUUCGAUAUAGCGAGACAAACAAGUGGUUACAAGGCGUUACUUCAAUCUCUACCGUUCAUCUUCGUCGGAAAAUCCGAUCGGUUAAGCCAGAUCGUGUCGUUGAUAUCUGAGGCGGCGAGACAGAGCUUGAAGAAGAAAGGAAUGCAUUUGCCUCCGUGGAGGAAAGCUGAGUACAUGCGAUCUAAAUGGCUAUCUAAUUACAUUCGAGCCUCCGUCGUUGCCUCCGGAAACGUCGAAGAGCCGCCAGCUCCGGUGGCCGCGGCGGAGCCUGAGGUGGAUUGUGAAGAGCUUGAGCUGAUUUUCGAGGAGAAAUCUUUGUCUCCGGUGGUUAUUGAUUCUUCCUCCUCUCCUCUUCCGUCUGUUGUUGACGGAGAUAAUGACGUGGCAUUCCCGCCGGUGGAGAGAGAAGUGAAGGCCGUCGUCACCGGAUUGGCUUCUCUCUUUAAGGAUAAGUCCUAA
Arabis nemorensis is the source of this 1137-nucleotide messenger RNA. NCBI's taxonomy places the organism in Eukaryota, Viridiplantae, Streptophyta, Magnoliopsida, Brassicales, Brassicaceae. The record is from the annotation of a GenBank genome assembly.